Staurois parvus is the source of this 732-nucleotide messenger RNA. Lineage: Eukaryota; Metazoa; Chordata; Amphibia; Anura; Ranidae. The record is from the annotation of a GenBank genome assembly.
AUGAAAGAUCUCACACGGGGGAGAAACCGUAUUCCUGUCCUGAACAUCAGAGAUCUUCACACGGGGGAGAAGCCGUAUUCCUGUCCAGAGUGUGGGAAAUGUUUUUCACAGAAGUCCAAUCUUUAUAGACAUCAGCGAUUUCAUACAGGUGAGAAAGCCGUUAUUCCUGUCUUGAGUGCGAAAAGAUCUCACACGGGGGAGAAGCCAUAUUCUUGUACUGAGUGCAGUAAAUGUUUUUCCCGGAUGUAUCAACUUUAUAAACAUCAGAGGAUCUCACAUGGGGGGGAGAAGCUAUAUUCCUGUCCAGAGUGCGGGAAAUGUUUUUCAGACAAGUCCAGUCUUCACACACAUCAGAGAUCUCACACAAAGGAGAAGUCAUAUUCCUGUCCUGAGUGUGGGAAAUGUUUUUCACAGAUGUCCAGUCUGCACACACAUCAGAGAUCUCACACAGGGGAGAAGCCAUAUUCCUGUCCUGAAUGUGGGAAAUGUUUUUCAAUGAAGUUCAGUCUUCACAUACAUCAGAGAUCUCACACAGGGGAGAAGCCAUAUUCCUGUCCUGAGUGUGGAAAAUGUUUUUCAGUGCGCGGAUCUCUCGCUCUUUUUCAGAGAUCUCACACAGGAGAGAAGCCAUAUUUUUCCUGUUCUGAGUGCGGGAAAUGUUUUUCACAGAAGUUCAGUCUUCACAUAACAUCAGAGAUCUCACACAGGAGAGAAGCCAUAUUCCUGUCCUGA